This is a messenger RNA of Actinia tenebrosa (Australian red waratah sea anemone), 843 nucleotides long. Its product is annotated as exopolyphosphatase PRUNE1. NCBI's taxonomy places the organism in Eukaryota, Metazoa, Cnidaria, Anthozoa, Actiniaria, Actiniidae. Gene Ontology annotation, molecular function: exopolyphosphatase activity. The record is from RefSeq and is a predicted model, not a curated record. Gene Ontology annotation, cellular component: cytoplasm.
AUGUAGUGCACGUUUGGCGAUAAAUUUAUCUGGGGGUUAAAACUUCAGGAAAAAUUCUUAUUCCUACAAAGAUAUCUGUAAAAAACGAUGAAUAACCCCAUAAGUAAUUUCCUAUUAAAAUCAAAGUGUCUGCUGGAGUCUAGUCAGUAUUCAUCAGUUCAUGUAGUUCUUGGGAACGAAGCUUGUGAUUUAGACUCAGCUGUGUCUGCCAUAGUCUAUGCAUAUAAUCUCUUUACGUUAACAUCAAUGGAAGGUAGUCCAGAGCACGUCGCAGAAAUCAUUGUCCCAGUUUUAAAUAUACCCAGAAAAGAAUACCGUUUGCGCACRGAGAUAACAUUUACCAUGGAGAAGUUUGGUAUUGAUUGUAGACAUUUAGUAUUCGUUGACGAGAUUGACUUGUUGGGUUUGAAAGAGCAAGGAAAGUUGGCUGUUACUUUGGUGGAUCAUCAUGUCUUAUCACAAGGUCAAGCUGAGUUGAAUGAUAAUUUGGUCGAAAUUAUCGACCAUCGCAAAGACCAAACACCAAGUUCAUCAUCCUACACUAAAACAAUCGAGCUAGUAGGCUCAUGCAGUACUCUAGUUGCCGAAAAAAUCCUUCAAAAUAAUCGUCAAGGCCUUGAAUAUUCACAAGUCAGUUACCUUCUGCUGUCCUCUAUCUUGCUUGAUACUGUUAAUCUUGACCCGAGAGCUGGAAGAAAGACAGAUAAGGAUGUUGAAAUAGUAAAGCAGCUUAAGGAUAUUUUGAAAACAGAUUUGUCCUGUGAUGAGUUAUAUAAUGCUGUCAGUGAGGGUAAGUAUAAAGUUUUAUGAUUUUAGUUGCUAACAUUAAGGUUUGUUUUUUUG